AUGAAAUCAAGAUUGUCGAGACAUGAAGGUGGUGUCAGUAGUGCUCAUGCUGAAGCUCAAGAGAAAUUUGAUAUGUUCACUACACCAAAAGCAUCAAUCCGAAACGCUCUUGCUUCAAACACCUCGCAGUAUAAGGCCUUGUACAAGCUCCGUUUGACAUGGACACUCAAGUGUUUGAGGUUUUUAUUGCGCCAAGUCUUGGCAUUUAGAGGACAUGAUGAGAGUGAAGAUUCACUAAAUAAAGGAAAUUUCCUUGAGCUUCUAAAUUGGCUAGCAGGAAAUUUUGAAGAGGUUGACAAAGUGGUUCUCAACAAUGCUCCACAGAACUGCAAGAUGACUCACCAUAAUAUACAACAUGAGCUGAUAAAAUGUUGUGCGCAUGAGACGACUAAACUGAUCAUUGAAGAACUCGAUGGUGGUCAUUUUGCAAUACUUGCAGAUGAGUCUAGUGACGUGUAUCAGAAUGAACAAUUGGCUAUUUGCUUGCGUUAUGUUGAUAAGAAAGGAAGAGCGGUUGUAAGAUUUCUUGGUCUUGCUCAUGUUGAAGAUACUACCUCUUUGACACUUAAGGCUGCAAUUCAGAAAAUGCUUAUGAAGUACAAUCUGACCUUCGCAAUGGUUCGUGGGCAAGGAUAUGAUGGAGUUAGUAACAUGAAAGGUAAUGCCAAUGGCCUGAAAAAACUAAUCAUGGAUGAGACUCCUUCUGCCUACUAUGUUCAUUGUUUUGCCCAUCAACUACAGCUAACUCUUGUUGCUGUUGCUAAGGAGAGUGGUGAUUGCACUUGGUUCUUUCAGCAGCUUGCACACUUGUUAAAUGCUCUUGGUAUGUCUUGCAAAAAGAUGAGGAUGCUUCGGAUUGCUCAAGCCGAGGAACUGAUUGAUGCAUUGGAAUUGGAAGAAGUAGAAACGGGGACUGGGCAAAAUCAGGAAAUGGGUUUGGGAAGACCGUGUGAUACACGUUGGGGCUCCCACUUCAGAACUGUGAAUCGUGUCCUCUCUAUGUAUGCUGCAAUACGGCGAGUCCUCUUGAAGAUUGGAAAAGCGUACCAUGGUGCGGAGGCUCAAGCAGCUCUAUCUGUGUUGACAUCAUUUCGGUCAUUUGAGUUUGUUUUCAUGGCACAUUUGAUGCAAGAAAUAUUUGGAUACACAGAUGACUUGAGCAGAGCUUUGCAAAUGAAAGAGCAAGAUAUUGUUCAUGCUAUUGAGCUAGUUGAUCUCUCAAAGUAUCACUUGGAGGGCUUGAGGUCUGAUCCAGGAUGGGAUGAUUUUCUUAUCAAGGUAACAUCUUUUUGUACAAAGCAUAAGAUCAAAGUUGUUGAUAUGAAGGCUCGAUAUCUGUCUGUUGAGCGACCUAGAAGAGGUGGUUUCUAUAAUGGUGCAGAUAAUUAUCAUCGCUUCCAUGUUGAUAUGUAUGUGAGCGUCAUUGAUAGGCAAAUUUCUGAGCUGAAUGGCAGAUUUGAUGAGGUAAACACUGAACUACUUUCUUGCAUGGCAGCAUUCUGUCCACUUCAUUCAUUUGCUGCCUAUGAUCAAGAGAAGUUGGUUAGGCUUGCUUCAAAGUUUUAUGCUAGUAAUUUCACAAUUGAUGAACUGGCAAGACUUCCAUGGCAAUUAGACUUGUAUAUUACUCAUGUGCGCAGAGAUGAAAGGUUUAAAAGUUUGAAGAAUAUUGUUCAACUUUCAGUUAUGCUUGUGGAGACAAACAAACAUGAACAAUAUUUUGUUGUUUACAAGCUUCUUAAGUUGGUACUGAUUUUGCCAGUAGCUACUGCUAGUGUUGAAAGGGUAUUCUCCUCAAUGAACUAUGUGAAGAAUAAGCUAAGGAACAAAAUGGGUGAUGAAUACUUGAACCAUUGUUUGGUUACAUUUGUUGAGAGGGAAUUCUUUAGUCAAGUGAAGGAUGAAGAUGUCAUCAAUGUCUUCCAACAAGGCGAUCGUAGAGUUAUAUUGUAA
Lolium perenne is the source of this 1953-nucleotide messenger RNA. The record is from RefSeq and is a predicted model, not a curated record. Lineage: Eukaryota; Viridiplantae; Streptophyta; Magnoliopsida; Poales; Poaceae.